Molecule: messenger RNA, 2221 nt
Organism: Erigeron canadensis
Lineage: Eukaryota; Viridiplantae; Streptophyta; Magnoliopsida; Asterales; Asteraceae
Product: glucose-6-phosphate isomerase 1, chloroplastic
Exons: 14
Coding region: 115-1980 (621 amino acids)
Biological process (GO): glycolytic process; gluconeogenesis; glucose 6-phosphate metabolic process
Cellular component (GO): cytosol
Molecular function (GO): glucose-6-phosphate isomerase activity; carbohydrate derivative binding; monosaccharide binding
Source: RefSeq, a predicted model, not a curated record
GCAGCCUCAUUUCAUUUCAAUGGCAACAACUAUUUUCUCUCUCUAAAAAAACCACACACACUACACAGACUGAAAACAACCUUGGUCUCAUCGAAUCAUCAUCAAAACAGAAACAUGGCUGCAUCAAUUUCGGGAUUAUGUUCUCAAAACUUAAUCCCAAAACCACACUUCCAAUCAUCAUCAUCAUCAACAUCAUCAAAACAGUUUGUCGAAACCUUAAAAGUCAACAACAACAAACUCAACUACAAUCUAUUCACAACACAUUCAGUGGCGCGUGAUGCACCAACAAGUCUAUCAUCACCGGCUAUCACCGGUGAAAAAUCGACAAAAAAACAUCAGUUAGAAACAGACCCAAAAGCAUUAUGGGAAAGAUACACAGAAUGGUUGUAUCAACAUAAAGAAUUGGGAUUGUAUUUGGAUGUGAGUCGAAUCGGGUUUAGUGAUGAGUUUGUUAAGGAAAUGGAGCCUAAAUUUGUGAAAGCUUUUAAAGAUAUGGAGGAAUUGGAAAAAGGGGCGAUUUCGAAUCCGGAUGAAGGAAGAAUGGUGGGACAUUAUUGGCUUAGGAAUCCUAAAUUGUCUCCUAAUAGUUUUUUAAGGUUGCAGAUUGAGAAUACCCUUGAAGCCAUUUAUUCGUUUUCGGACGAUAUCAUUGCUGGCAAGAUAAAGCCGCCUUCUUCUCCAAAUGACCGAUUCACACAAAUACUCUCAGUCGGGAUUGGAGGCUCAGCUCUUGGACCACAGUUUGUUGCAGAGGCUUUAGCACCCGAUAAUCCUCCUCUCAAGAUAAGGUUCAUCGACAAUACAGACCCAGCAGGAAUUGACCACCAAAUCGCUCAACUCGGCCCGGAGUUAGCAUCUACUCUUGUAAUAGUAGUUUCAAAGAGUGGAGGCACUCCAGAGACCAGGAACGGUUUGUUGGAAGUACAGAAGGCAUUUCGUGACGCUGGACUGAACUUUGCAAAACAGGGUGUUGCGAUUACACAAGAGAAUUCACUACUAGACAACACUGCAAGGAUCGAAGGGUGGUUAGCUAGAUUUCCAAUGUUCGAUUGGGUUGGUGGAAGAACUUCUGAAAUGUCUGCUGUCGGUCUACUAGCUGCAGCACUUCAGGGUAUCGACAUCAAAGAAAUGCUGACAGGUGCAUCACUAAUGGAUGAGGCGAACAGGACUCCUGUGGUCAAGAACAACCCUGCAGCAUUGCUGGCGUUAUGCUGGUAUUGGGCUUCUGAUGGUGUAGGAUCAAAGGAUAUGGUGGUACUUCCUUACAAGGACAGUCUUUUGUUAUUUAGCAGAUACUUGCAACAGUUGGUCAUGGAGUCUCUUGGGAAGGAGUUUGACCUUGAUGGCAAUAGGGUAAAUCAAGGACUUACCGUCUACGGAAAUAAAGGGAGUACGGAUCAGCAUGCGUACAUUCAGCAACUAAGAGAAGGUGUACACAAUUUCUUUGCAACAUUCAUUGAAGUACUACGUGAUCGACCCCCUGGUCAUGAUUGGGAGCUUGAACCAGGGGUCACUUGCGGUGACUACUUGUUUGGAAUGUUACAGGGAACAAGGUCAGCACUCUAUGCAAAUGGGAGGGAGUCUGUUACAGUGACCGUGCAAGAAGUGACACCUCGGUCAGUUGGGGCUCUAAUUGCUCUUUAUGAACGAGCAGUUGGUAUUUAUGCAUCACUUGUGAAUGUCAACGCUUACCAUCAACCUGGAGUUGAAGCUGGAAAGAAAGCAGCAGGAGAAGUCUUAGCUCUACAGAAACGGGUUCUUUCCGUUCUCAAUGAAGCCAGUUGUAAGGACCCUGUGGAACCAUUGUCGAUCGAAGAUGUAGCGGAGCGUUGCCAUGCGCCUGACGAUAUUGAAAUGAUCUACAAGAUUAUUGCACACAUGGCUGCCAAUGAUCGAGCUAUUAUUGCUGAAGGUGAUUGUGGUUCACCUCGAAGCGUCAAAGUUUUCCUUGGGGAGUGUAAUGUUGAGGCGAUGUACUGAUAAACGUGUUCUUGGGUGCAUGUGUAACGGCCAAUAUGACAUACUUCUUCAUUUCCCUCCUUUAGUUAAAUUCAAAGAUAUAAUUGUUACCUUAAUAAAAGAAAAAAAUGUUCUUUCAAAUAUGAGGAAUAACACAACUAUAUUUUUCGCUUGUUAUUAGGAUUUGAUAACCUGUUUGACUCGUGUGUCUUGUUUGUUUUAAUGGAAAAACGGGGAGAAGUAAAUUGCUAUUUUGAUUUAA